GGUAUAUCUUGCAUCGGGCUUCGAUUGGGUUAGUGCGAUGUUAUUAGGGUUUUGGCUUAUUUGGGAGCGGUAGGUGUGGGGAUAGGCGUUUGCGAUGCGCAUGGGGAAUUUGGGGAUGAGAGUAGGGCUGGAAUGAGAGUAUAUAGGUGAGGCUGAUCCCCACUUACAGACAUUCAGUAAAUAUCAUCGACAUCCCAAUUCAAUCAAUAACAAUCAACACCAACACUAUUCACCAUCACUCGACGUCAACCAUCUACACUUCAAACAUUCACCAUGUCUUCUCCGGCAACUCAAUACGUCUACAUCCCCAACCUCGUUGGCCGUCAGAUGCUCCGCAUUCCCCUUGAGGAAGUCGAGGCUGAGGACAUCGUCACAUUCUCCUCCACCAUUUCGCGAUCAUCGAGCGAGACUAUGGAGAGUGCGCCCUUGCACGUCCGCGAUUCCUCGCGCUCCCUCAGCAUCUCGUCUGCCUCGUCCGUUGAAGAGGCGGAAUGAGCACGUUACUGUGGGGCACGCAACCCAAAAGAUCGAACCAAAACCAAAACAUCACAACCACUGUUGUACAACAAGGCCGGAGUACUGGGAAACGCUAGCAACUCGAGACGAGUGUCACCGUUGAGUCCUUUGAGAUCGACGUCAUUCGACACCGUCUACCAAAAGUACGGAGUCCUAACAAUGAGGUGUGUCGCAAACGGAAGCAACCAACAAAUAGCCUGGUGAAGCAUGUUAUCAUUUCGACAAGUCGAGAUGCGGGGUAGGACAAAGAAUCGCGAUAGGGAUGAGGGUAUCAUUACCAACAAAGGAAGGUUCCGUCGGAUCACGAAGACGGGCGACAGAAAUGGAAGGGAGGCACGUUGCUGCCUGGUUGAA
This is a messenger RNA of Didymella exigua CBS 183.55, 870 nucleotides long. RefSeq lists its product as uncharacterized. Lineage: Eukaryota; Fungi; Ascomycota; Dothideomycetes; Pleosporales; Didymellaceae. The record is from RefSeq and is a predicted model, not a curated record. Bases 274 to 495 code for a protein of 73 amino acids. The transcript has a single exon.